AUGAAGGCGCUCACACUUCUCUCCCUGCUCGGCUGCCUGAUCACGGCAAACGAAGCAAAAAUCUUUAGCCGAUGUGAACUAGCCUAUAUGCUUCAUGAAGAAGGGCUGGAUGGGUACGAGGGUUACAGCCUCGCCAACUGGAUCUGCAUGGCAUUCUUUGAGAGCGGCUUCAAUUCGGCAGCAGAGGACGAUAAUGCAGAUGGCAGCACGGACUAUGGCAUCUUCCAGAUCAACAGCCGUGUCUGGUGCAACAACUACCGGAGCCCCACUGAGAACCUCUGCCACAUACCCUGCACUGACUUGCUGUCAAAUGACAUAACGGAUGACAUCGUCUGUGCCAAAAGAAUUGUGCGAGACCCACAAGGAAUGGAUGCCUGGGAGGACUGGACAAUGCACUGCAAAGGGCGAGACCUGUCUGAGUGGGUGGAUGGAUGUGACCUGUGAGAAAGUCACCAGCCUGGC
Trachemys scripta elegans is the source of this 462-nucleotide messenger RNA. RefSeq names its product lysozyme like 1 (gene LYZL1). The transcript is spliced from 4 exons. The record is from RefSeq and is a predicted model, not a curated record. Gene Ontology annotation, cellular component: sperm flagellum; acrosomal vesicle. NCBI's taxonomy places the organism in Eukaryota, Metazoa, Chordata, Testudines, Emydidae. The coding region runs from base 1 to 444 and encodes 147 amino acids. Gene Ontology annotation, molecular function: lysozyme activity. Gene Ontology annotation, biological process: fusion of sperm to egg plasma membrane involved in single fertilization.